CUUCAAUAAAAUUUGCUUCCUUACUAUGUGCGACAUUUAAAAUCUUACACCUUAGCUUUUCCCGCUUCCUAACAUUUGUCCCCGACGCUUGGUCCCUACUGACCUCCUUGUUCCUGUUUAUUCCUCGCAAAAAUUUGCCGCGCCAACCAAAUUGGCCGCAUUCCAUUGGCCAACACCAAUAUCAGACUCAAGGCAUCUAUAGCCACAGCCUUCCAGACCUGCGGUCGCUGCGCGUGUCCCCCGACGAAUAUCAAGGCAAUCAAACCCAAUUUCAAUCCCAAUGCCAAUGCCACAUUCUGCCGCACCACCCCUCUCAUGGCCUGGGACAUGCGCAUGGCCUCUGGGAGACGGCUCAAAUCGUCGGAAAGAAGGACCACAUCGGCCGCCUGCGUGGCCAGGACGGUGCCUUGUUGGCCCAUGGCGAUGCCCACGUCGGCCGCCCGCAGGCUUGGAGCAUCAUUGACCCCAUCGCCGAGCAUCCCCACCAGGCGCCGGGACCGGGGGGCCGGGUCCAACCGACGGGGGAGAAGGCGGCCAUGGUCGUGGCGAGGAAGAGAAGACGAAGGGGGCUUUCUUGGUGGCCCCUUACGGUGGGAAUGGUGGGAGUGGGGAC
Molecule: messenger RNA, 613 nt
Organism: Nannochloropsis gaditana CCMP526
Exons: 1
Source: RefSeq, a predicted model, not a curated record